This is a messenger RNA of Melampsora larici-populina 98AG31, 384 nucleotides long. RefSeq lists its product as uncharacterized. Lineage: Eukaryota; Fungi; Basidiomycota; Pucciniomycetes; Pucciniales; Melampsoraceae. The transcript has 2 exons. Bases 1 to 384 code for a protein of 127 amino acids. The record is from RefSeq and is a predicted model, not a curated record.
AUGUAUGCGCAUUCCUUCUUUUUGAAGAUCAACUUUUUACAUUCCGGACGGAGCUUAUCUGUUAAGCUAAUCCGAUACUCACAUCCGACCUUCGACCGCACGCUGGAAAGGAAACGGUGUAAGACUGGCUGUAAGCACGUUAUGGCUGUCUGCCAUGCAAAUCCUGUGUCUUUCGAUGUAUAUUUCCAAAACUUGUCCAACACCUAUUUAGCCCUGACCGGGAGAUGUUCGUUAGCUACUCCAACGAAACUAUGGUUGCACUGCACAAAGCUUGCCAAAGUUUUGGGCCAAUUUGCUCGAAUUUGUGGAAAACCUACCCAGAAUUGGACAAGAUUGGACGAGCUUUUUGAAAUUGCCAGUCAGAAUAAUGCGCAGGAUGUUUGA